GUGAACGUUUGAAUUGUGACGCUGAAUGAUGAAACGAGCGUCCCCUUCGUCUCGCGCGCCGACAUUGCGUCUUAGGCGUACGCCGUUUAUUUAUCUAUUUAUUCAUUUCAUCAUUUGCUCGUCGUCAUGGCGACCGCCGCCGCGUUUUUGCUCUUCCUGCUUUUUCCGGCGUCGGCGUCGUCGCGCGGCGACGUGCUCGUGCUCGGCGACGCAGACUUUGACUACCUGGCGAGCGAGCGCGACACCAUGCUCGUCAUGUUUUACGCGCCCUGGUGUGGCCACUGUAAGAAGUUGGCUCCAGAGUUUGAGAAAGCAGCUGGCAAACUGAAGGGAUCGGUGCAGUUAGCGAAGGUGGACUGUACGUCGCAGGUGGACACGUGCGGUCGCUUUGACGUGUCGGGGUAUCCGACGCUGAAGAUCUUCAGGAACGGCAGAGAUUCCGGAUCGUACGACGGUCCUCGCUCCGCCGAGGGCCUCUCUCAGUACAUGGCGAAGCAGACGGGUCCGGACUCCACGAGGUUGCUGAGUGACGAAGACCUGCAGACGUUCGUCCGCCACUACGACCCGUCCGUCGUCGGUGUGUUUUCAGGUGAGGAAAGUUCCCGUCUGGUUGACUUUGUGAAAGCCGCGGGACUUUUGCGAGACCAGUUCCGGUUCGCUCACACGACUCAGAUGGAGCUCGCCGCACCCUUCGGACUCCAGUCGGAAGGCGUGCUGUUGUUCCGGCCUCCCAGAUUGGCCAAUCGCUUCGAGGACAGCGUUGUCGUUUUCAGAGAUUUUGCGACCGUCGCGUCUCUGAGACGCUUCAUCCGCGACAACAUAUUUGGACUUUGUCCUCACAUGACCUUGGAGAACAAAGAUCGGCUGAGAACUCGUGACCUCCUGACGGCAUUUUAUAACCUGGACUACAAACACAACGCCCGAGGCUCCAAUUAUUGGAGGAACAGGGUGAUGAAGGUGGCAUCCAAGUAUGCGGGGCGGGGCCUGAGCUUCUCAGUAGCCAAUCAAAAGGACUUCUGGGCCGAGCUGGAGGACGACUUCGGCGUGGGGAUGUCGGACGACGGAGACCUCCCCGUCGUGACCGUCCGCACCAAAGCGGGUCACAAGUACGCCAUGAGGGAGGAGUUCACGACGGACGGGACCUCUCUGGAGAGGUUUCUGGACCGCUACUUUGCCGGGAAACUCAAGCGCUACAUCAAGUCCGAGCCGGUACCGGACAGAAACGAGAGCGCCGUUCAGGUGGUGGUGGCUGAGACGUUCGACGCCGUUGUUAACCAGCCCGCCAAAGAUGUCCUGAUCCAGUUCUACUCGCCAUCCUGUCCUCACUGCAAGAAGUUGGAACCAGUGUACACGGAACUGGCCGAGACGCUGUCUGGAGACACGACCGUCGUCGUCGCCAAGAUGAACGCCGUGGAUAACGACGUCCCGCCCGACUACGACGUCCGAGGCUACCCGACCAUCUACUUGGCUCCGGCCGGCCGGAAGGAUGAGCCCGUUCGCUACGAGGGCGGGCGAGAACUCCGAGACUUCCUUCGUUUCCUGCGGCGGCAGGACGGCCCGAGCAGCGUCAAGCGGGAACUCUGACGGUCAUCCGUCACCGCACCCUGAGGGAGGCCCAAACCUUUGAAACACACAUUCAUUGAUUGGACUAUUUGUUUGUUUGUUUACUUAUUUAAAUGAUCCGGACACUUUUGAUUCCUAUAUCAUACAUGCAAAGCAGUCACCUUUUGGCAAAAUCUGCCUUUUUGAACUCAUUUACGUGAAUGAUAUAGAUAUGAUGACUUUUUUUCUUGAGCGGUCGCUAUCGUCAUAUACUGUUGUAAUUAUGAUUAAUACUCUGCGGUGGACUAGUGUGCGACCGGAGGUUCCUCCUAAGUGCUGGAGACCUGAUUUAGGUAAGUUCCGGGAGUUGAUGAGAGCAGAAAAAACCCACUUCUGCUGUCAAAAAGUUAACGGUGCUUUUCCUCGGUGUUACAAUGAUCUAAAUGUCGCUCGAUACUUUUAUUGAUCACUUUAUUGCUUAUUUGUCAACUAUUUUGUCCCCGAGACGAGGACCUCACCUUCCACAUUGUUCGCCGUUUGGUCCAAUCGAAUUGAAGCACCCCUGACGUUUGUCUCGUUCACCAAUGAAACGACACAAGAAAGUCACAUGACCUCAAAGAACGUCUUACAUUGGUAUUAAAACUAGAUAAGCCUGCCCUUAAUGUGGCGGCCAUGUUAGAAAGGUUGUCGUUAGCACAAAGGCAACGGCGCGCUCCUCUUGUUUACAUUUAGACAGCA
Molecule: messenger RNA, 2280 nt
Organism: Syngnathoides biaculeatus (alligator pipefish)
Lineage: Eukaryota; Metazoa; Chordata; Actinopteri; Syngnathiformes; Syngnathidae
Gene: pdia8
Product: protein disulfide isomerase family A, member 8
Exons: 13
Coding region: 127-1584 (485 amino acids)
Biological process (GO): protein folding; response to endoplasmic reticulum stress
Cellular component (GO): cell surface; endoplasmic reticulum
Molecular function (GO): protein disulfide isomerase activity
Source: RefSeq, a predicted model, not a curated record